AUGAAGUUCAACGCUGCUUCCGCUGCCUUGUCGGCGGCCAUGCUCUCCGGCGUGAUGGCCCACGAGGAGGUCGAGGAGAGCACUGCUUCAGCUCCCGAGCUGCCCAACUUCACUCCUACCACUCUCAAGGCCGAUUUCCUCGAGCAGUUCACCGAUGGUUGGGACAAGCGGUGGAAGCCAUCCACUGCCAAGAAGGACACGACUGGCUCCGACAAGGAAGAGGAGGAAUGGGCAUAUGUUGGCGAGUGGGCUGUUGAGGAGCCUGUCGCGUAUAAGGGUAUCAACGGUGACAAGGGACUUGUUGUCAAGAACCCUGCCGCUCACCACGCCAUCUCGGCCAAGUUCCCCUCCAAGAUCGACAACAAGGGCAAGACCUUUGUUGCCCAGUAUGAGGUCAAGCUUCAGAAUGGCCUGGAAUGUGGUGGUGCCUACAUGAAGCUGCUUCGCGACAACAAGGCUCUUCACCAGGAAGAGUUCAGCAACACCACCCCCUACGUCAUCAUGUUCGGCCCUGACAAGUGCGGCCACACGAACAAGGUUCAUCUCAUUAUCAACCACAAGAACCCUAAGACUGGCGAGUACGAGGAGAAGCACCUUAAGUCUCCCCCAACCGCCAAGAUCGUCAAGACGACCGAGCUUUACACCUUGAUCGUCCACCCCAACAACACCUAUGCUAUCAAGCAGAAUGACGUUGAGAUCAAGACCGGCUCUCUCCUCGAGGACUUCGCUCCCGCCAUCAACCCUCCCGCCGAGAUCGAUGACCCCAAGGACUCGAAGCCCGAUGACUGGGUUGACCAGGCCCGGAUCCCUGACCCCGAGGCUGUCAAGCCUGAGGACUGGGACGAGGAUGCGCCUUUCGAGAUUGUGGACGAGGACGCCACCAUCCCCGAGGACUGGCUCGUUGAUGAGGCCAAGAUCAUUCCUGACCCCGAGGCCGAGAAGCCUGAGGAUUGGGAUGAUGAGGAGGAUGGUGAUUGGGUCGCCCCUACUGUCCCCAACCCCAAGUGCGCCGAAGUGUCUGGCUGCGGUCCCUGGACCAAGCCCAACAUCAAGAACCCCGACUACAAGGGCAAGUGGACCGCUCCUCUUGUCGACAACCCCGACUACAAGGGUCCCUGGGCCCCUCGUAAGAUCAAGAACCCCGACUACUUCGAGGACAAGACCCCGGCCAACCUUGAGCCUAUGGGCGCUAUUGGAUUCGAGAUCUGGACCAUGCAGAACGAUAUCCUCUUUGACAACAUCUACAUCGGUCACUCUGUUGAGGAUGCCGCUAAGCUGGCAGCUGAGACUUUCCACGUGAAGCACCCCAUUGAGAAGCAGCUCCUCGAGGCUGAGAAGCCCAAGAAGGACGACAAGCCCAAGUCGCCUCUUGACCUCAAGUUCUUGGAUGACCCCGUUGCCUACAUCAAGGAGAAGGUCGCCCUCUUCGUCGCUAUCUUCCAGAAGAACCCUGUCGAAGCCUUCAAGUUUGUUCCCGAGGUUGGCGCUGGACUUGUUGCCAUCGUUGUCAGCUUGAUUGCUGUUACUCUUACCAUCCUUGGUGGUUCCAGCGCUCCUGCCCCUGCUGGCAAGAAGGCUGCCACUGAUGCCAAGGACAAGGCCAAGGAUAAGGCCGCGGAGGCCACUGCUUCCGGUGCCGAUAAGACAAAGUCUGAGGUUACCAAGCGCACUACCCGCAGCCAGUCCUAA
Molecule: messenger RNA, 1689 nt
Organism: Clonostachys rhizophaga
Lineage: Eukaryota; Fungi; Ascomycota; Sordariomycetes; Hypocreales; Bionectriaceae
Source: the annotation of a GenBank genome assembly